Asterias rubens (European starfish) is the source of this 1143-nucleotide messenger RNA. RefSeq lists its product as uncharacterized. Lineage: Eukaryota; Metazoa; Echinodermata; Asteroidea; Forcipulatida; Asteriidae. Bases 1 to 1143 code for a protein of 380 amino acids. The transcript has a single exon. The record is from RefSeq and is a predicted model, not a curated record.
AUGUCUGCCGUGGCCAAAUCAGAAGCUCUUAUUUACAAGGACGCCAGGCAGUACUGCCAGCGUAGACACCAGAAAACAAUGGGGAAAUGCGCUCGGGAAGAACGGCAGAACGACGCCCUGUUAAGCCGCCAACUUCGGCAUAUCCAUAAAUCCAAAUCUUACCGAGAAAGAGAGCUCGACCGUGAGCAGGAGAAGUGCUUGACGGACCUAGUGACGAUAUUUGACCGCCAGUGUCAGAUUGCGACUACGCGACUUGCCCGGAGAUUGAAAGACGCACUCGGUGACGCGGAUGGGUUGUGGGGCGGCGAAAAGACCGAGAGUGGUGAAAGCUCCCGGACAAGCAGGAAGCUCUUCAAAAAAGGUAACAACAAACAGCUUGCUAAACCCUCCAAUGGGUUCAUCUUGAAUUCGUGGGACAAGCAUCGAAGUUUUCCUGCAUCACGCGGAGGAAAAGGAUCUCCCUCUCAGAAAAACAACCGUCAUUUACCGUCGACAUCGUUGAAUGACUUAAUAACCAGCCGAUCAAACUUCCUAAGACGUGAUAACUUUUCAAGUUCGGACUCGUCACCAAGAAUGUGGCAGCGGAUCCCGCCAUCCGUACAGCCCACAACCCCCACGCCAAGUCUCAACCAACAACAUGUAUUCCAGAACCAAAUCGGACUUCGGGAGUCAGCAGGGCUAAAUAACUCCAGCCGGGGGGUCAGCAAAAGGAGGAGACCGACUCGACCCAAAACGGCUCCACCUACAGCAGGUUUAAGCCACGAGGCGACUAGGCGAUGGAACGAGCUUGCCUCUCCGAUAAGAUGCCCACAGCAUUCUAAAGAUACCUCAUCUCAAGCAUUGCCAAAAGCUAGAAGCCUACGAUGUCUACGUGAGGAAUGCACCAAGACCGAGAAACACAUCCUAGACGCGCCGGAGGAUGUGUGUUUCCGACGGCAGUACUUAGCCUGCGCCAUGUCCCGUAAGCUACCGGUGAGCGGCUUGAAGAGUGGCAGUUUCGCCCAACAAGAUGAGGUCAGAAAGAAGAUGGACGGAAGAAGGAGAUGUAUGGAAGAACUCAGAAUGAACAAUAGACAGCGAUCUAAGUCUGCCCCUGCUGGUGUUGUGCGCAUGCCUGGCAAAGAAUUGCAAGCCAAAUGUUGA